This is a messenger RNA of Fusarium pseudograminearum CS3096, 1101 nucleotides long. RefSeq lists its product as uncharacterized. Gene Ontology annotation, molecular function: phosphoric diester hydrolase activity. NCBI's taxonomy places the organism in Eukaryota, Fungi, Ascomycota, Sordariomycetes, Hypocreales, Nectriaceae. The record is from RefSeq and is a predicted model, not a curated record. Gene Ontology annotation, biological process: lipid metabolic process. The coding region runs from base 1 to 1101 and encodes 366 amino acids. The transcript has a single exon.
AUGCUUCACUCUUCACUUCGCUCCAUAGUGGCUGGAGUCCUCGCUGCCACUUCAGCUGUCUACGCUCUCCCACAAUCAACAGGAUCUGGAUCAGGAUCUAGUUCUUCAACAGCAUGCAACAACUCUCCCGAUCUUUGCGACCGCAACUACAACAACAUCACACACAUGGGCGCUCACGGAAGCUCCUUUCUAACAGACGGCAACAGUGGCCUCACAGCCGCAGGAAACCAAAACUUCAACGCCACAGAUGCCCUCGAUGCUGGUCUUCGUUUUCUCCAGGCUCAAGUCCACAAGGAAAACAACGCUCUUCACCUAUGUCACACCUCGUGUGAUAUUCUCGACGCUGGGACGCUUCAGGAUUGGUUGAGCAAGAUUAAUGUCUGGAUGAAGGCCAACGCCAACGCCAACGAGGUCGUUACCAUUCUGCUUGUCAACUCUGACGAUGCCACCGCCGAUGAGUUUGGAAAGGUCAUCAACGGUUCCGGUAUUGCCGAAUUGGCUUAUGCGCAAUCCAGCCAGAACGCUACCACCGAGUGGCCAACUCUCAAGUCCAUGAUUGAUGCCAAGACGCGCCUGGUUACAUUUGUUACCAACAUCGACGCUUCGAUCCAGUACCCCUACUUGAUGCCCGAGUUCAACUACAUCUUCGAGACAGCCUUUGAAGUUCCCGAACUGACCGGUUUCAACUGCACCGUUAACCGUCCCUCCAAGAUCAAGGAUGCCGCUUCAGCCCUGUCCAACGGCAUGAUGAGUCUGGUCAACCACUUCAAGUACCAGAGUCUCGCCACCAACAGCGAUCUUUUCAUCCCCGAUACCGAGAACAUCGACACCGUCAACAGCGACGGUACCAGCCAAGCAGGCCAGUUGGGCAAGCAUCUUCAGGAGUGCCGACAGGAGUGGGGUGUUGCCCCCAACUUUGUGCUGGUCGAUUUCUUUGAGAAGGGCCAGGUUCUUGCUGCGACGGACAAGAUGAACGGCGUCUCUGAUGCUACCGGUCGCGAGGCAGUCAAAUCAGACGAGUCCCUGGCCAUUGCCAACGAUAGACAAGUCGGCAUGGUUGCCUUGACAGCCUUUGUCGCUGCCGCCGUACUCUUGGUGUAA